CAGGUGGUUGAGCUCCAGCUCCUGCCCGAUCUGCACAUCAUAUCUGACUACGACGACUCGAACUGCUCCAUCAGCGACGGCAUGAACGCAGCCAUCGAGUUCUACGCCAAGAAAAAGGUCGACGUGUUCGUGGGGCCCGUCUGCGAUUAUGCUGUGGCCCCCAUUGCGAGACAGGUGUGGUGAGAGUAUUGAGCUGAUAGACCCCCCCCCACACACACACAACUACAUGCAUACAUGACUGCUAUGACCACGCCCACAUUGUCUACGCCUCCUCGCAGCGUAUCGAUCAGUACCCGUAUAUACACACAUGAACGCUAUGACCACGCCCACAUCGAUACACGAUGGCUAUGACCACGCCAACAAAGGCUCACGAUGGAUUUGACCACGCCCACAUCGACGCAUGACAGCUAUGACAGCUAUGACACUCUCCAGCAAAGACACUUGACUGCUGUGACCACGCCCACAUGACCGAUUUCUCAUAAAAUACAAUUGACUGCUAUGCCGACUAAUAAUUUAUCUUAAAUUCUUCCACAAAUAUAAAAUCAAAUCAAUCUAUUGCUUGCCGCCUAAUAUUUUACAACGUUUGCAUCUUCAGACCCGCUACUGGAAGAUUCCGCUGCUGAGCCCCGGUGCCAUGGCCAGCGACUAUGGCCUGCACAAGGUGUCCAUGUUCCCCAUGCUUACCAGGAUGGGCUACAACAUGAACUCGUUCGUCGACUUUCUGGUGCAGCUCCUCAACAAGUUUGGCUGGAGGAGGUUCAAGACGCUGUACGAGCCCCAUGGGAUGAACAACAUCAUGGACAGAUUCUGCCACAUAGGUACGUAG
Molecule: messenger RNA, 826 nt
Organism: Lymnaea stagnalis (great pond snail)
Lineage: Eukaryota; Metazoa; Mollusca; Gastropoda; Lymnaeidae
Source: the annotation of a GenBank genome assembly